GCAAACGGCCGUUAUUUCGACGGGGAAAAGCGGAGAGGCAAAGUUGCGGGCGUGAAAAUAACAGAACGAUAGCAUGUGCCGAUCACGUCCUGAUGCCGAGUCGAGGUUAUCUCCGUCCCGACGCUGUUGGUUGCUUUGCUUAUCCCGAGAUUACCCGGGACCGUAUGGAUUUCAUCCCCCGUUCCCCACCAAAACACGGUACUUGGAAGACACGGGAAGCGUGACUUUUGCCGGGUGCCUUUCGAUACUCGCGAAGCCCACAGCUGUCAUGUCCCGUUUAACUGGGUUUAUCGGUGGCCGGAGCAGACGACGGACGAUUCCUCGCUCUCCCGCCAGGCGGGCGUGUAACAACAGCGCAAAGUCCAGAUGAGGCAAGAGGCAAGCCCGACCGGUUGCUCCUGGGACGUCCUCGCAGUUGCUGGUCGCCAGAAUGGAGCUCCGGAGCUACCAGCUAGCCAUCUUCACCACCAUGUUCCUGGGCUACGCGUGCUACGCGUACAACCGCAAGAGCGUCUCCUUCGCCCUGCCCGAGCUGAUGGCCGAAGGUCUACGCAAGGACCAGGCCGGGAUGAUCGUGAGCAGCCAGAACCUGGCGUACGCGGUGAGCAAGUUCCUGGGCGGGGUGCUGUCGGACCGGCUGAGUGCCCGGCUGCUCUUUUCGGCGGGGCUGGUACUGAGCGGCCUGGCCACCCUGCUGUUUGGGGCCUGCCCCAACUCGGCAGCACUGUUUUCGGCCUUGUGGUUCCUCAACGGCCUGGCCCAGGGCUGUGGCUGGCCCUCGUGCGCCAAGGUGCUCCGCAAGGUGCGUCCUGACCCCUCCGGCCCGCCCUUUCUGAGGGCCGUCCCCCCUGCAGUGGUACGCCCCGUCCCAGUUCGGCACCUGGUGGAGCGUUCUGUCGGCCUCGGCCAACAUCUCCGGGGGCGUGGCUCCGUUCUUGUCGGCCUUCCUCAUCGUGUCUUAUGGGUGGCGCUUCAGCCUCACAGUUGCAGGCACUGUGUCAGUGGCCAUGGGGGCCGUGGCCGCCUUGGCUGUGGUGAACGAGCCCUCGGAUGUGGGCCUCCGCGUGGAAGGAGUCGCCGAGGACCAACCUGCCGCCGCAGGCGAUGGCAAGAGCGCCGCCACCGCGGCGGACCUGGUGCGGAGCCCGUUCCUGUGGCUGGUGUCCUUCGGCUACCUGGUGGUGUUCUGCGCCAAGACGAGCGCCGUCGACUGGGGCCAGCUCUACCUCAUGGAGGACCUGGGCCACUCCCAGUAUGUGGGCAGCUCCCUGACGAGCAGCAUAGAGUCCGGCGGAUUCUUCGGGGGCAUCCUGGCGGGCUACCUGACGGACUGGUUCUUGCACGCACGCAAGGGCCAGGGCUCAGGCAACGCCCGAAUGCCCGUGGCGGUGCUCUUCCUGGCUGGAGUGGCGGCGGGCUUCCACGCGCUCUGCUUCCACAUAUCCAGGGACUCUUCCGAGCUGGCCAUCAGUUGUCUAGGCCUGUUCCUGGGUGCCUGCCUGUAUGGCCCCAUUGCCAUCUUUGGGGUGGCGGCCACGGAGUCCGCCCCGGCUCACCUCUCUGGCACCUCCCACGCCGUCGCCGCCCUGGCCGCCAGCGUGGGUGCGGUGAUCUCCGGCCUGCCCUUCAGCCUGCUGGCACAGAACCGGAGCUGGGGGGACGUCUUCCUGCUUCUGGAGGUGGCCUGUGCCGCCACGGCAGCCAUACUGUUCCUGGGCAGGAACCUCGCUGCCGGCAUCGGACGCCCCAAGACACACUGACCGAGCGCCCGACCUCGCGUUGGGACCAGCACACCAUUAAACCAAAGACAGUAUUUUGUACGCUAAGAACAAUGUGUGGCUGCCCUUCAAAUUGACAAUUUGCAGACUACAGCGUGCCACCUAUAGUACAGUGCCCAAGAC
Molecule: messenger RNA, 1901 nt
Organism: Ixodes scapularis (black-legged tick)
Lineage: Eukaryota; Metazoa; Arthropoda; Arachnida; Ixodida; Ixodidae
Product: glucose-6-phosphate exchanger SLC37A4
Exons: 8
Coding region: 431-1855 (474 amino acids)
Biological process (GO): glucose-6-phosphate transport; phosphate ion transmembrane transport
Cellular component (GO): endoplasmic reticulum membrane
Molecular function (GO): glucose 6-phosphate:phosphate antiporter activity
Source: RefSeq, a predicted model, not a curated record